UGGGGUGGCGGAGUCCCGAGUGACUGAGCCCGCUGCGGCAAGUGCAGCAGUUUUAGGCUGAGGUGGCAGAUGGUAGAGAGCGCGGUGGCCGGAGCAGAGUUAUCGGAGCCGCAGGAUAAUGAUGAACGGAGGAGGAAGACUCUCGCACGUCGACAGUCGUGAGCGAGUUCUCAAGUUAGGCGAGAGUUUCGAGAAGCACCCCCGCUGCGCCUUCCACACUGUGCGCUAUGACUUCAAACCUGCUUCUAUUGAUACUUCCUGUGAAGGAGAGCUUGAAGUUGGCAAAGGUGAACAGGUGACAAUAACUCUGCCAAAUAUAGAAGGUUCAACUACACCAGUAACUGUUUUCAAAGGUUCAAAGAAACCUUAUUUAAAGGAAUGCAUUUUGAUUAUCAACCAUGAUACUGGAGAAUGUCAACUAGAAAAGCUCAGCAGCAAUAUCACUGUAAAAAGAACAAGAUUUGAAGGAAGUAGUAAAAUUCAGUGUCGUUUAGAACAACAGCCCCAACAAAUGCGGAAUCCAACUAGGACUCCCAGUCUUGUAAAACAUUCUCCAUCUGAAGACAAGAUGUCCCCAGCAUCUCCAAUGGAUGAUAUUGAAAGAGAACUGAAGGCAGAAGCUAGUCUAAUGGACCAGAUGAGUAGUUGUGAUAGUUCAUCAGAUUCCAAAAGUUCUUCAUCUUCAAGUAGUGAGGAUAGUUCCAGUGACUCCGAAGAUGAAGAAUGCAAAUCUCCUGAUCCAGGGAAUUAUGUCUCAGGACAUCCUACCAUACCUGCCAUGCCACAGUUAAGGAUCCCCAAUAUAGAUGCUGACCAUAAUAGAUACCACGACAACAGUGGCCUUCUGAUGAAUACUUUAAGAAAUGAUUUGCAGCUGAGUGAUUCAGAAAGUGACAGUGAUGACUGAAGAAAUAUUCAGCUAUAAAAAUAAAAUCUAUAAGAUGUGAUAAUUUAUAUUAAAAUAAAAAUUCCUAAGACUGAGGAAAAUGUUGCAUCUUAACUUUUGGGGAAAAGUUUUUGGUGUUUUAAAGGAAAUUAAAUUUGAUUCAGAAUUUUCA
This is a messenger RNA of Manis pentadactyla (Chinese pangolin), 1058 nucleotides long. It is a transcript of the gene EAF2, whose product is annotated as ELL associated factor 2. Gene Ontology annotation, molecular function: transcription elongation factor activity. The record is from RefSeq and is a predicted model, not a curated record. Gene Ontology annotation, cellular component: super elongation complex. The transcript has 6 exons. Gene Ontology annotation, biological process: regulation of transcription elongation by RNA polymerase II; positive regulation of DNA-templated transcription. Bases 119 to 907 code for a protein of 262 amino acids. NCBI's taxonomy places the organism in Eukaryota, Metazoa, Chordata, Mammalia, Pholidota, Manidae.